UCCUGUUAUGAAAUUGGCCGAAAACUCCAUAAAAUGAACACGUAUGAUUCUCGUAUGUUAGGUGUUUUAUCGUCAUGAAGUCUUUUUCUGAAGUCUCAAUCACCAGGAAUUUUAUUUUUAGUAAAAUAUCUUUCAGCUAACUUGGUUCCUCCAAUGCAAGUAUGGCUUUUUGAGGAUGAAACAACAAUGGCUGCCCUGUAUGGGCAUCCAUUAUUUACAAACUUGUAGCUGGCAUCCAGCGUUUUAUAUGUAAAUACAGCCAGCCACUUCACUGAAGAGGACCGUGCUGACCUGUCCUGUUCUUCAUUCAUAAUCAACUUUAAUUUAUUUAUUAUAUUCAUUUCCCUGUUUUCAUUUUUCCUUGUAAAAGAAACAUUUCAUUAACAUUUUAAACUGUUAACAUACUUUUAAGUCACUACUUAUCCAUAAGCAAUGCCUAUAACCUUUGAACCUGAAUGUGGCCCCAAGUGCCGCUCUAAGAACCACGCUUAUGAAAUGGUGGCAGCCAUCACCAAGGGAACACUUCAGGAGGUCCAGGCUUUCGCCCGACUGUGUUACGCUGCGGGGCACCACAAUGACAUGUUUGGGAGGUCAGCCCUCCACAUGGCUGCCUCCUGUGGUAAAGUGGAGAUCGUGGAAUGGCUGCUGGAGGAGAAAGGUGGCGACCUGACACUGAAGGACGCAGAGUCAGGGUGGACAGCCCUCCACAGAGCCUUGUUUUACGGACAGCUGGCAGUGGCUAGACUUCUUAUUCAGUACAACAGUGAUCUGUACACUCGGGAUCACCUAGGACUGAGUCCACUAGAUGUCGCGAUGAAGGACCGCCCACCUCACAUCUCGUACGAUAAAGGAGAUCUGUCAGAUGUCUAUACUUGGGGAGAUAACACCAAUUUGACCUUGGGUCAUGGUAAGGAGCAGAGGAGAGGUCACCCAGAGGUCAUUGAAGAGUUCAGAAAGAAUGGUAUCUCAGUGAAAGAGGCUGUGUUGUGUAAAUACCACUCUGUGUUUCUGACGACUGAUGGUCAGGUGUACACCUGUGGACACGGCCAGGGAGGGAGGUUAGGGCAUGGGGACGAACAGACUUAUACAGUUCCUAGGCAGGUGGAGACACUGAAAGGUCAAGUCUGUACUCUGGUCGUGGCCUCUAGAGAUCACACAGUGUUCCUCCUCACUGAUGGUUCAGUGUACUCCUGUGGAUUGAAUGAUAGUCAUCAGUUGGGACAGUCCUCAACUAUUCCUAAAUCCCUCAUCCCUAAACAGGUGACUGGUAAAAACAUUAAGGGGAAGUCUAUUAAGGGUGUGUGUGUUGGCAGAUUUCACACUGUCUUGUACACGAGUGAUGCUGUGUACACAUGUGGACUGAAUGCCGGACAGUUAGGUCACCCUAAGGGAGCAGAGAAGCAGACCCAGUUAAGACAAGUGUCCAACCUAAAUCACCCCGACAUCUCCAUCGUCAUGGUGUCGUGUUCUGACGCGGCAACUGUGUGUAUGACGACGCGUGGGGAUAUCUAUGUCCUACAUGAGUACCAAUGCAGGAAAAUCGCUACCAAAUGGCAAGAAAUCCAGAAGAUUUUGGUGUCUGGAGGAAAUUUGGACCACCUGUCUGAUCUUGAUGUCCUGAGAGAACGAGGGGGUACAGAACUACGCAUCUUACUCCUCAAUACCAGCGGAAAGGUGUUUGUCUGGCACGCCGCUAGUCCCAGUCUAAAGAGAUGUCGCUGGGCCAUCCGACGUCAGCUGACCGUGAGAGAUGUGGCUCUGAGUACCAAUAAUGUCGCCAUAGUAACAGAUUAUGGGGAGGCCUUCUUAGGCAACUUUGUGAUGAAGAAAGGAGGGAAGGAGAACACACAGCCAGCCAAAGAGCAUGAGACAAGUGACUUUGAGUUACGGUUGAUUGAUCUCCUCCUGAAGGAUGAAGCUGAGGAUGUCAUGCUUCACCGACUUCCUGAAAUCCACCGAGGGACUCGCAUCUUCAUGGAUCCAAAGGGACAUAACUUCUGUGUGAUGCAGUCCCUCCCCAACUCAUGUUUAACUGACGUCCCUAGUACCAGGCAAUCAGAAAUGGUGUUACAUUUCAGACAACUUCUAGAGGAGGCCGAUGAGUUUGAUAUGAUUCAUGACAUCAUUCUUAAGGUCAAAAGUAGGAGUUGGGCAGCUCACAAGUUUAUUCUGCUCAGUCGAUCUGACCUAUUCUACAAGCUGAUAGCAGAGGUCAAACGAAGGGCAACAGAGGAGGAACAGACCACCCUGGAUAUCCCAGACGUGAACCCCGAGAUUUUUGAGCAGAUGCUGACCUACAUAUACACUGACUCAUGUGACCUGCUGAAGGUCGGGAGUGCGUUUGAAUUCAAGUCAGUUCUCACAGAAAAAGAUUGUAAUGAGAAUGACUUUGAUGGAGAAUACUUAAGCUCAUUAAGGGGUAAAUCUGCUUUUGAAGUGACACAGAAGAAGAAAGGGAAAGAAAAGAAAAACGUAAAAACAGCAAUGGCUGAAAAAGAUCCUGUGAGACUGCUUCAAGACAUGGCUAAAAAAUUUGGAGUCAAAGGGUUAGCCAAAAGAUUGGACGGUGUUCAGUGGGUGAAUGGACAGAUACAGGGGAAAUCUAAACAACAGUCCAGGGCUCCCCUCAGAUUCGACAGAUCUAAGCUCCUGGAUCUCUGUGAUGUAACAAUUACUUCUGAUGAUGGAGUCCAGAUAAACUGCCACAAGUGUGUACUAGUAGCGAGACUGGAAUACUUCAACAGCAUGCUGAGUAGUGGAUGGGUAGAGACAAGUUCCACUCAGGCCCUGAAGUUACCUGUACCCGGGGAUUGUCUCAGAAUCCUUGUAGAUUUCCUGUACACUGACGAAGCCCCAGGUGUGACAGGCAGUGAGAAUUUAGAGUUGAUCUGUAACGUCUUAGUGAUGGCUGAUCAGCUAUUGGUGACCAGACUUGUCCAGAUUUGUGAGGUUACACUGAGUGUGCUGGUGACAAUGAAGAAUGUAGGUGAGAUGUUGGAGUUCUCCACUGUGUACAAUGCUGAACAACUUAAGGCUGUGUGUCAACAGUACAUUCUAAUCAACCUACCCGCCAUACUAGAGGGAAGGUACUUAGACAUGAUCAGUGAUGAAGUAAUGGCUGAACUUACAAGAUAUUACCAUGACAAGGUUCCAUCUAUGAGCAGACGUGUCAUCACUCCAUUUUUAGACGGUCCCUCUAAAUCCUUCCUUGAGGAGCUGAUGGAGGACACAUCACAGAUCACUGAGGCACAGACGGGGGACUCCGCGGGGAGAAAAUCAAAGUCCAGAAAGAGACGGAACAGGGUCAAAAGUGUGUCGGAGGAUGAAGGAUGGAGAGAUGGCCGAACAGAUGACAGGAGAGAGAGAAGGACAGACAGACAGAUCUCCAUCAGCUCUGAGAAAAGUCUGGUGUCAGAUGAGGAGGAGGAACAAAAGCUGGCAGUCAGUCCCUGUGAAGUCAAGGAGUUAACAAGCAAACCUUCAGAAUCAAUAAAUAUUCCUACAACAAAAAGUCAUCAGCUAGAGUCACAUCAUGGAUCCUGGACAGCUGCACCAAAAAGUCCACUGGUCUCCCCUGGGAGUUUCUCAGAAAAAUCCUUUGCUACAUCACCCCCAGGAAUUAGUCUCAAAGAAAUCAUGGAAGAGGAAAAAUCCAGUCAGCAACAAAAAGUUCAGCUCAAAAACAAGAAGUUCUCUUGGAAAGAUGUGAAGAGACAGCAGAACCAGGAGAGGAAAUCACAGAAUAAAAUCAGGGAGGGAAGUCAGGAGCCCCAGCCCCUCCCCGUCCCCCAGGGGGCUCCACACACACCCACAGCCAAAUCAGCAUGGGGAGGUAUGAGUCAGACAGUGACUUCCUUCAGAGAUCUGAUAACAGAGGACAGGAACCAGAGCUCUCAGACAAAACAACAUGCUACAAUGACUACUCCCCAGAAAACGCACAAACAUGUCCUCAGUUGGGGACUCCCCCAGACUUCAGGGCCACAGAAGCCCCCCGGUCAGAGGUCAGUGGAUGAGUCCCCUGCUACCAGCCCCCAGUCUGUAGACAACCCCUGGAGCCGGGCCCCGAGCGUCCAGUCCCCCACAGCGGCCUCGGUCAGCUUCUCUGACAUUGUCCAGGACGAGAUUCAGAAACGAGAGAGUCUCGCGCAGGUGACCAGUAAACCACUGGGGCUGAUACAGAUAGAAGAGCUGGCCAUACAGGAAUUACUACAGCAUUACAAGGCUACAGACAACACAGAGGAACACAUCACAGUAGAGAGGGUACCCAGGGAGAUGGCCACUCCACUGUGGACCUCCAAAUCUAAAUCUGUCUCGCUCCAGUGACCGCGCUACACAAAACAGCAGAGAGGAUACCCAGGGAGAUGUCUAGCCCUCCUAUUGAUCUUCAUUUCUUAGUUUGUUUUGUUCUAGUGACUGUUUUUGAAUGUUAUUUUAAAACAUGCCAAUGAACUGCCAAUAAAACAUAAGUGCUACAUGAUUGUGUAUAAAGUUAUCAAUCUGUGAAAACUGACA
Messenger RNA from Saccostrea cuccullata (small rock oyster), 4512 nucleotides. Its product is annotated as inhibitor of Bruton tyrosine kinase-like. NCBI's taxonomy places the organism in Eukaryota, Metazoa, Mollusca, Bivalvia, Ostreida, Ostreidae. The coding region runs from base 433 to 4323 and encodes 1296 amino acids. Gene Ontology annotation, molecular function: protein binding. The record is from RefSeq and is a predicted model, not a curated record. The transcript is spliced from 27 exons.